This is a messenger RNA of Cherax quadricarinatus, 471 nucleotides long. RefSeq names its product pro-resilin-like. Gene Ontology annotation, cellular component: extracellular matrix. Lineage: Eukaryota; Metazoa; Arthropoda; Malacostraca; Decapoda; Parastacidae. The record is from RefSeq and is a predicted model, not a curated record.
ACCCCACACACACAUUCUCAGCUCACCAUGUCUUGCAAGGUGUUAUUGUUGGCCACUCUUGUAGUGUUAACUGUGGCCAGGCCUGAACCACCUCCAACUGCAGGUUAUGGCGCUCCAGCACCCAUCUUUAUCUCAUCCGGGCCCGAGGCUCCUCCUCGGUACGACUUCAACUAUGCAGUGAAGGACGAGUACGCUGGCAACGACUUUGGUCACCAAGAAUCUCGUGACGGCUACGACACCAAGGGCAGUUAUUACGUCCAGCUUCCCGACGGUCGUCUACAGAAGGUGACUUACUACGUCAACGGCGACUCUGGCUACAUAGCCCAGGUUGAAUACCAGGGUGAGGCUCAGUACCCAGCCUACCAGCCCGCCCCUGCGCCCACCUACACGCCAGCUCCCACUUACGGUUGACCCAGCGAACUAAACUUACUAGCUAAAAACGUUACCGUAUCCUUAUUAUAUAAAUUUGAA